Molecule: messenger RNA, 1655 nt
Organism: Durio zibethinus
Lineage: Eukaryota; Viridiplantae; Streptophyta; Magnoliopsida; Malvales; Malvaceae
Biological process (GO): vacuolar protein processing
Cellular component (GO): intracellular membrane-bounded organelle
Source: RefSeq, a predicted model, not a curated record
UAUUUAUAAUUCGAAUAAUGAACGAAUCUGUUGCCAGAUUCUUGCGUUGGGCCUAGGCAAUCCCAUUGGUAUGGGCUUUUGCGAAAAAGGAAUCUAGUGGAAGUUACUGUUCUUAAAGCUUCAUCACUUUCCUCUCCUCUCCACUUCGGCUCUUCAAUAAAGCCGACUUUCGUUAGGGUUCCACAGAGUCAAACUCGUUUACCACUACCCCAGAGGAGAGAGAGAUAUGGCAAAUCAAGGUGCCAAGAAGCGCAAGGAAGAGAAUACUCGCCAUAUGGCCAACCUCCGUCGCCUCAUCAUUGCCUGCAAUGUUAUAUUUGUCUUGGUUAGGAUGCUGACGUUCCAUUCCUCGUUUACUUGGAAACAUUGGGUCGGACUUGUUUUGACAUCUGUGGCUUACUUUAUCCCGUAUCAACAACUUGCCCAGAUGGCAAAACCUGCUUAUGCUGAUGAUGGAGAGCUUCUUGAUGGUGGAUUUGAUAUGAGUACUGGUGGAAUAUGUGGCUAUUUACAUGAUGUAAUCUACAUUACAAGUUUCGUGCAACUGACGUCCAUCAUCUCAGACAAGUUUUGGUAUGCAUAUCUUGUGAUACCAGCAUUUGGAGCAUACAAAUCUUUUGGGUUCAUUAAAGGGUUUCUAUCGCAAGGCUCAGAGGGAGAGGUGGAGGAUGAAAAGACUCGCAAGAAAAGGGAAAAGAUGGAGAAAAAGGCUUCAAGGCCAAAGUUUGUCAAGACAAGGAAUAGAUGAGUUUAACCCUAAAAUGAACAAACAAAGCUCCUGGCUGAAAGUAGUUCACUUGAAAAUUUCUGAGGUUGCUUUCGAAUUUUAGAAGUUAGACCACAAUUGGUAUAAGUUUGAGGAAAGCAUGUUGUAGUUGUUAAAGGGAACAUGUAAAUCUAUUCCUAAUGAAAAGGGAAACUGAGAAGCUUUAUCUAACUUCCAAAUGUCCCCUUAUUCUUGAUUCAUUUAUGUGGUUUUUCUUGCAAUUAGUUACAGAACCAGUGUAGUCACUUAGGAAAAUGAAGGAUGAGACUGGUCUAAUUGAUGCUUUGGAAACAUAAGUUCUUGAUUGCAGCCUACUGCCACUGGGACUCUUGCAGCAAAAAGUAUUACCGUAUGCCAUGUCAGCAAAAUCAGAAACACCAAUUCUGUAUGCAGCUUACAAAUUCAUGUUGAUUUUUUUUCAGAAAAACGAGAAUAUGCUCUAGCUAGUCAUAGCAAUACUCUUAGCCUAAGGUUUUGCUUGUUUGAUUAGCAUGUGGAGGGUAUUAUAUGCCAACUUUUACAGUAAGAGGUGAGAUUACAGGAUGGGAAGGGCUUCCGUUGUUUCAAUGUUUUGAGGUUCUCUGCUUUAACCAACAUGUGUGUUCUUAUAAAAUCUGAAGCCAGAUUCAAUAAAUUUUUAAUGCCCUCAAGGAGCAAAACGAAUCUCCAGGUCAAUAGUUUUUCAUACGAUCUCAUGAUUCGUAAAUGAAUAUGACUCAAGUUUAUAUUUUGAUUUCUAUUCAAGUCAGGCCCACUAAUUGAUCUCCUCUAUUACCAAUUGACAUAGCAUCACUAGAGUUUUAUCUAACAGAUCUCCUUUCAUCAUGUUUCAAAAAAGGCCUAUGAGGUUGCUAACUUGAUUGCUGUCAAAUCAAGAUUGCACAAUGCC